Molecule: messenger RNA, 3681 nt
Organism: Lates calcarifer (barramundi perch)
Lineage: Eukaryota; Metazoa; Chordata; Actinopteri; Centropomidae
Gene: nfx1
Product: nuclear transcription factor, X-box binding 1
Exons: 23
Coding region: 265-3522 (1085 amino acids)
Biological process (GO): negative regulation of transcription by RNA polymerase II
Cellular component (GO): nucleus
Molecular function (GO): zinc ion binding; DNA-binding transcription factor activity, RNA polymerase II-specific; RNA polymerase II transcription regulatory region sequence-specific DNA binding
Source: RefSeq, a predicted model, not a curated record
UGGAGAAUUCCGGUUCCGAUUCCCGAUAGCUUGACAUCGUCAGUGCUAGCCUUUAGCUAGCUAGUAUUGAUAAAUUGAACUGAAGGGACUGUGGGAGAUUUUUGCUGUUUCUAAGGGAGUUCGUCUCAUUUGUAACAACAAGGCUACAGGUGAAGAGGUGGAUAUUAUCACUGAGUACCAGGGAACACUUGUCAUUUCUCGGAAAACAGCCUGCUGUCCUCAAACUUGCGGCGUGAGAGACGCAACAACCAGAGUUCAAACUGAAUGGCUGAGGGCUUCUCAGACCCACCUGACCUCAAUCCAGAUGGGACGCCACAAGAUAAGCCACAGCAGCACAAAUCCAGAAGAGGUCGACCCAGACACAACAAUGACAGAAACCUGAGUAGUAAUAGUUAUGAUCCCUCUCAACAGUACGGAAACUUUCAUCAGGGCUUUCACCCCCCAUUUAACCAUAAUAAUUCAAAUUAUGCAGAGCAUCAGCAUCCUCCCUGGAGAGGCAGAGGCAGAGGGAGGAGAGAAGGGAACAGAGGUGUAAAUGGGAGUUUUGGCGGCUCCGGCUCCUGGUGGCAAAAACCUGGAGGUGACUAUGGUCCACACAGUGGCAGAAACAGGGGUGUCUACCACUCAGGUGCACAUCCCAUGGAUGGACCUGAUAGUCCGAACUGGCGAAGAGAAGACGUGAGCAGAAAUUUGGAACAAACCAACGAAGACCAGGACGCUCGGGCGAAAAAACCCAGGAAGUUUAGUCAGGAGCACAGGAGAGGAGAGCAAAACAAGAGAGGCACCCACUUAAAAGAGAACAACACUUCAGAAGAGCAUCAGAGACCAGAUGACACCAAAGGAGAAAAUCAGCCUUCAGAGGCCAGAGAGAGAAGUCAGAGGAGCAGGGCAGCUCCAGACUCUCAACAUGAUGAUCAUCAGAGGAAACACUCAGAGGCAAAGCGACGACAAGGGCCAAUCAAACCACCCAGACAACCAUCUCAAGAGGAGGUGGGAUCAGAGGGGGGGGCCAGUGGUCAAGAUUACCCAGACUAUGGCAGAUCGUCUCAGAAUCCAUCCAGUAAAGCUGGGGGAGGCUCGGGACGACACGCGCCCAGAGGGGGGAGAGGACGAACACACCAUCAGAACCACAGACCUGGCACCAGGAACUGGAACAAGAUGCCAGAGAGCAAGGAGACACAGACAGGGUGUCUAAUUGAACAGCUGUCCGAAGAAAAAUACGAGUGCAUGGUGUGCUGUGAUAUCAUCCGGCUCAUGGCCCCGGUGUGGAGCUGCCAGAGCUGCUUCCACGUCUUCCAUCUGAACUGCAUCAAGAAAUGGGCUCGAUCUCCAGCCUCUCAGGCAGAUGAUUCAACUGAAGGAUGGCGUUGUCCAGCCUGCCAGAAUGUAGCGCUGAAACAACCAACCUCCUACACCUGCUUCUGUGGUAAAGUGACGAACCCAGAGUGGCAGCGCAGCGAGAUUCCCCACAGCUGUGGUGACAUGUGUGGAAAGAAAAGAAGUGGAGUGGACUGCAACCACCCCUGUAACAUUUUAUGUCACCCAGGACCUUGUCCACAGUGUCCUGCCUUUGUAACUAAAUCCUGCAUAUGUGGGAAGACCAGUCAACCAAUGCGCUGCGGCCAGGGUACUGUCCUGCAGUGUGACAAAAUGUGCGGUGCUUUACUCAACUGUGCCGAACAUACCUGCACACAGGUCUGCCACAGCGGGGCGUGUCAGCCCUGCCAGCUGCAGGUUCAACAGGUUUGCUACUGUGGAGUUACAACUCGUAAAGUCCUGUGUGGAACAGAUAAAGAAGGAUUUGAUGGUUUGGGACAUUUCUCCUGUCAGAAAACAUGUGGAAAGAUGUUGGACUGUGAAGCCCACCGGUGCCAGCAGGUGUGCCACCGCGGUCCCUGUCAGCCGUGCCCACGCUCUCCAACCCUGGUGAGGACUUGUCCCUGCGGUCAGACGCAGCUGGCCAAACUCCUGGAACUGGGCUACUCAGAACGACAAAGCUGCUCUGAUCCCAUCCCCUCCUGUGGAAAGACGUGCAACAAACCCCUGGCCUGUGGCUCCAGUGACACCAUCCAUCUGUGUGAGAAGCUCUGCCAUGAGGGCAGCUGUGGGCCCUGCUCGCUGACCUCCACUAUCAGAUGCAGAUGUGGCUCCAAGACCAAGGAGGUCCCAUGUGUGACAAUCCAGACAGAGGAUGAGCUCGUCUUCACCUGCGAGAAGCGCUGCAACAAGAAACGCUCCUGUGGCCGACACAAGUGUGGCGAGCUGUGCUGUGUGGCUGUGGAGCACAAGUGCCCCUUGAUCUGCGGCUACAAGCUCAACUGUGGCCUCCACCGCUGCCAGGAGCCCUGUCACCGUGGAAACUGUGAACCCUGUUGGCAGUCCAGUUUUGAUGAGCUGACGUGUCACUGUGGGCUCACUGUGCUGUACCCGCCUAUCCCCUGUGGCACCAAGCCACCAGAGUGCAAAAACCUGUGUACAAGAAGACAUGAGUGUGACCACCCGGUGUUUCACAACUGCCACAGUGACGAGAAGUGUCCACCCUGCACAUACCUCACUCAGAAAUGGUGCAUGGGAAAGCACGAGCAACGCAGCAACAUCCCAUGUCAUCUGCAAGACAUUUCUUGCGGCCUGACAUGUAACAAAUCGUUGCCAUGUGAAAUGCACCGCUGCAGACGGAUUUGCCACCGGGGCGACUGCCUGGCAGAAGGCGGCUGCCAGCAGCCCUGCACGCUGCCUCGGCCAGACUGCGGCCACCCGUGCUCCGCUCCCUGUCAUAACGGCAGCAGCUGCCCACGCACCACCUGCACUGCCAAGGUUGCUCUGCAGUGUGAUUGUGGUCGAAGAAAGGAGACAGUCGUCUGCACAGAAGCAGCCAGUUCCUAUCAGAGGUAUGCAGCCAUUGCCAUGGCCAGUAAACUGUCUGACAUGCAGCUCGGCGACUCCAUGGACAUUGGCCCGCUCCUGACUAAGAAAGAGCUCAAACAAACCAGGCUUGAAUGUGAUGAAGAGUGUGCUACUUUGGAGAGAAACAGGCGCUUGGCCGAGGCGCUACAGAUAGACCCGUCUUCUGACCCCUUCAACGUCCGCUCCACCGCCAUAUACAGCGACAGCCUCAAAGAAGACGCCAGAAAAGACCUUAAAUUCGUCAGUGGGGUAGAAGAGGAGAUCAAGAAUCUUGUUGAGCUUGUGAAUAAGGGAAAACAGCCAAAGAGGACCCACUGUUUCCCGCCCAUGAACCGAGAUCACCGGAAGACCGUCCAUGAGCUGGCUGAGGUCUAUGGAGUGGAGAGCGUGAGCUACGACAGCGAGCCCAAACGUGGUGUGGUCAUCACGGCCCAAAAGGGGAAGUCAGCCUGUCCAAACUCUACCCUGACAUCACUGAUAGAGAGAGAGACGGCUGCCAGAGCCCCUCCUCCCAUCGCUCAUAUCAAACAACACAGCAGCAAGGUUUCCAGUGGAACCACCUGGUCGAAGAUGGUUAAAGAAGAGCCUGUGAUAGAUUAUUUUGACGUCCAGGACUAAUAUGAGGCCAGAGAAAAAAACAGAAAAGAGGAAACCUCAGGAUUUGCUCAGAAACAUCCCUCUGCAUCUGCCAAAAAGUCUGAAUAACCUUUCUGUUAAUCACAGAUCAAUGAGAAUUCCUCUGGCUUCAUGACCAAAUAAAAUUAUGUUUGAGAAUAA